This is a messenger RNA of Oreochromis aureus, 2253 nucleotides long. It is a transcript of the gene ogfod2, whose product is annotated as 2-oxoglutarate and iron-dependent oxygenase domain containing 2. The record is from RefSeq and is a predicted model, not a curated record. NCBI's taxonomy places the organism in Eukaryota, Metazoa, Chordata, Actinopteri, Cichliformes, Cichlidae. Gene Ontology annotation, molecular function: L-ascorbic acid binding; iron ion binding; oxidoreductase activity, acting on paired donors, with incorporation or reduction of molecular oxygen. The transcript has 7 exons. Bases 101 to 1153 code for a protein of 350 amino acids.
UUUGUCACUGAGCGCAACGUCACAGCGCGUGCGUUUGACAGUAGUGUCCGUGGUAAUGUUUUUCGCUGUGUCUUAAACAGUUAUCUUUGAACAGGCAGCAAUGACGAAUGAGGGCAAAGAAAAGCCUCGGUUUUAUACCUGUGACUGUUUCACGACUGAUAACAUUUUCCUGGAGGAAUACAAGCUUCAUGUUCGUUUUGUGUCCGAGCAGCAGUUCAGGCUGGACUACCAAGCACUGCUGAAGAAGUUGGGCUGCGUCACGGAUGAACAGUUUGAGGGAGUGCUCAACAAGAUUUCCCAGGAAGUGGCCAGACGAAAGUAUCUAGGUGUGACAUCUGCUCAAAGAGCUGCUGCUAUCAAAGAUAUGUACCAGCCUCUGCAUCCUCAUGUCUACCAUCUCCAGGAGUCCUACCUUGCUUCAGAGUUCAAACAGAUUGUUGAGUACUGUCAAAGCAGCAGUGCCACCGAAGAAGGCCUCUUAGACUUGUUGGAGGAACAAGCAGCUCCAAGAGUGUAUCGCUUUCCUUUGUUUGACAAGAGCUUCUGUGAGGAUCUGAUGGAGGAGUUGGAGCACUUUGAGCAGUCUGGAGCCCCUAAAGGAAGACCCAACACAAUGAACCAGUAUGGGAUUCUCCUUAAUGAGCUGGGCUUUGACGAGCACUUCAUCACACCUCUCCGUGAACAGUACUUGCUGCCACUCACCUCCCUGCUUUAUCCAGACUGUGGGGGGCGCUGUCUGGAUAGUCACAAGGCCUUUGUGGUCAAAUAUGACAUGAAUGAAGAUCUGGACCUGAGCUACCACUAUGACAAUGCAGAAGUCACCCUGAAUGUUUCACUGGGCAAGGAGUUCACUGAGGGCAACCUUUAUUUUGGUGAUAUGAGACAGGUUCCUGUAAGUGAGACGGAGUGCUCAGAGGUUGAACACAGGGUGACUGAGGGCCUCCUCCAUCGGGGUCAACAUAUGCACGGUGCUUUACCCAUCUCUUCUGGUCAGCGCUGGAACCUCAUCAUCUGGAUGAGAGCCUCACAGGAACGAAAUAAACAGUGCCCCAUGUGCAACAGGACCCCCACAUUGGUGGAAGCGGAGGGCUUUGCUGAUGGCUUCACAAAACACUCUGAGCCACCACAGAACAUCUCAUGUGCGCUGACGUGAUGCAUCCAGUUCCUUUUGACUAAAGACUGGACUGGCUGAUUAUAGGAAAAUGUUAAAGUGAAUGAAUUCUUAUGGAGCACUAUGACUCAUUUGAAAUUGGGAUGAUUCUUUUAUAAAUAUUAGUAAUAGUCAAUUCAGAUUUAUUUAUAUACCGCCAAAUCACAACAAUAGUUGCCUCAAGGUGUUUUAUAUUGUCAGGUAAAGACCCUACAAUAAUAGAGAAAAGCCGAACAAUCAGAUAACCCCUCCCUAUGAAUAAGCACAUUGCGACAGUGGGGAGGAAAAACUCAGUUUGAACAGGAAGAAGGAGGCUUGGGGAGGAACAGUCAUCUGCGGUGAAUAGUAGUAAUAAUAAUACUGUGCUCAGAUAUUCAGUGCAGUGCCCUGUUUUUUAAUAUUUUCUAGAGAUAAUAUUGCCAGUCAUCAUGGGAUAUUGCAUUUUCAGAAUCACCAAUCAGAUCUUAUUAAAACAGUUUAAAACUUUGACUUUUUACUAAAAUAAGGAUUUAGAAUUCUCUUUUUCGCCCUGGAAGUUUUUCUUCUACCAACUUCUUUGUUGUUGCACAAUUGUCCUUUGGAUUUCAGUCAUCAGUAGGUGUCUCUUGUAUGUUUGAGAAUCUACAAAGUCAGAAUUUGUACGGGGUCAUCUAUCAUAUUUUAGAUCAAUGCAUUUCUAAGAAGAUGGCAUAUUUGUUUAUAAAUGUAUUUAUUGAAGUGUGUGGCUGCAGAAGUCCACAUUGCUCAUGUUAAAGCCUUGUUGUAUUCCCCCACCCGAUACAUGAGGUUUAAUGUUUAGCAAAAUGUGCCUCAUUGGUCUUGGAUCAGAAAGAAUGAAAGCACUGCUAGAAUAAUCAACAUUUGCUAAGCCACAGAUUUGGCUGCGAUACAUCCCUGCUGUAUACCUCUGAGGAAAAAACACAUGCACAGUUUGAAAUAAUGGAAGUUUAAUUACACAAAUUCUGUUAGUUCAUUAAUAUUCUUUGUGUGUAAAUGUCUUCACUAUGUGGUUGAAGUAAUUAAUUUCUCACAGAUUUUUUUAAGAACACUAAUAUGAACCUGCUCGCUACAUCUUACAAAAUAAAUGGAUUCUUUUCAACAAA